GUGCAUUGAGCGGUCUUUUCCAGCUGCCUGCAGCAUCCAUCCAGCAUUCGAACGGAUUCAAUGGGGCAGUGUGCUGCAGCUUUCUAGCGAAGCCAUUCGAUGAUGAACAUAACCUAGCUUCUGAGACUAAUAUUGAGCGAUACAAUGUUUUAAAACAUUAUUGUUAAGAGCAGCUGUCUUUUGUUACAAUAACCGGUCAUCCUGGUUGUUAUAGAGAUACAUAAGCGCAGUUAACAUAAAGGUGAUAUAAAUCUUCUUCAAAUAAGUCAGUUCAUCGUAAAACGUGUAAACUGCUUCUAAAAUGUUUUUAUUUUCCAUUACUUUAUUCCCUGCGUAUUUGUCAUUGCAGUGAUUAUCACUGUCAGAUUGCCGAAACCAAAUUCACGAGAUGGAACGAAGAUGUGCUAGCCGCACAGAUUGCUAACGAACGAUAACCUUCAAGCUUGCGUCAAUGACAGCUUACAUUGUCAAACGUUAGCUACCAGAUUCUAUUAUUUUUCCGUUUCAUAGUAACGCUAAAGACUUUGCUGUCAGCCAUUCAAGUGGAACCCUGUAAAAUCACCUGCAUUUGGAUAUGCGUCUACACAUUUGAAGAGGAAUGCAUGGACUUGAAGAAAUAAAGAACGGGGCGACACAUCACUUAUUAUAUUGGACACUUUAUUUCAUCUACAUGGACCUGGAGUGUCACAGUUAGCCAACAUAGUUAACGUUAGUUCGCCAGCUUCUUCAGAAUUCUGCUCUAAAUUCAUUCGUUAAUUAACAAUUCAACAGCUGAACCAAACAUGGCUUCUGUCGCUAGCAACCUUGCUGCAUCAAUUGCCAGUAAAACCAAAACGAAGAAGAAACAUUUCGUGGCUCAGAAAGUGAAAUUAUUUCGCGCCAGUGACCCGCUUCUCAGCGUACUAAUGUGGGGUGUAAACCAUUCGAUUAAUGAGCUCAUUCACAUCCCGAUCCCCGUCAUGCUGAUGCCUGAUGACUUCAAAGCCAACUCGAAGAUCAAGGUGGACAACCACCUCUUCAACAAGGAAAACAUGCCAAGCCAUUUCAAAUUCAAGGAGUACUGUCCCCUUGUCUUCCGGAAUCUCAGGGAGAGGUUCUCUAUUGAUGACCAGGAGUAUCAGAACUCUGUGACUCGGAGCGCUCCUAUCCCCAGCGAUGCUCAGGGCCGCAGUGGUGCUCGCUUCCACACGUCCUGCGACAAGAGGUACGUCAUCAAGAUCAUCACCAGCGAGGACGUGGCCGAGAUGCACAACAUCCUCAAGAAGUACCACCAGUACAUUGUGGAGUGCCAUGGCAACACGCUGCUCCCUCAGUUCCUGGGCAUGUACCGCCUCACUGUGGACGGGGAUGAGACAUACAUGAUUGUCACACGCAACGUGUUCAGCCACCGCCUGGCCGUCUACAAAAAAUAUGACCUCAAGGGGUCUACUGUGUCCAGAGAGGCUACUGAAAAGGAAAAGCAACCACGCCCGCCCGCCGAGGAGGGUGCUCCGGCUCCGCCCAAGUCUCGCAUGAGCCAAAAGCUGCAAACCAUCCGGAUCGCCACGCGAUUUUACUGUGCCAUCAAACACACUAAAGAGCUCCCUACAUACAAAGACAAUGACUUCAUCAAUGAUGGCCAGAAGAUCUGGAUCGAUGAGGAAAGCAAAAAGAUGUUCCUGGAGCGGCUAAAGAAUGACGUUGAGUUUCUGUCCCAGCUCAAGCUGAUGGACUACAGCCUGCUGGUGGGCAUCCAUGACGUGGAGCGGGGGGAGCAGGAGCAGCCCGAGGAGGAGAGCGAGGACAACGACGCCGGGGAGGAGGAAGGGGCCGAGAGUGACGGGGGAGCGACGGGCACCCCUCCGGACAGCCCCAGCAACACCCUGGACAGCAGAAAGCCGUUGGGGCCUGGCGAGUUUGACCCCACCAUCGACGUGUACGCCAUCCGGAGUCAUGACAAUGCUCCUAAGCGAGAGGUGUACUUCAUGGGAGUGAUUGACAUCCUCACACCAUACGACGCAAAGAAGAAAGCAGCUCACGCAGCCAAAACAGUAAAGCAUGGGGCUGGUGCAGAAAUUUCAACCGUCAACCCUGAGCAAUAUUCCAAGAGGUUCUACGAUUUCAUCACCACCAUCAUGUCCUAACCUGGUUAGAGCUGGAACUGUGAGCGGCCCUUCCCAAGGCUGGAUGGAGGGGACCCCGAGCCCAGGGACAGAGCUCUUGCCUCGGGGGGAAGAGACCGGCAGACCCCCCAUCACCCUGGGCUCUCCGCCCAGGACAGUUUACAGUUUUUUUCCUGUGUUUUAUUCAUAUUCUUCUUCUUAUUGUUAUUAUUAUUAUUAUGAUUAUAGUUUACUGUAAGGGUGGAAAGAUGUAAUGUAGUUAUGUGUCAUAUAUAUAUAUACCUGUAUGUUAGAUAUUGUUGAGUGGGAAGUUGAGUGAUGUUCUUGUGCUGAGUUAUACUGUAUUUUCCAUCCCCACUGGCAUCGUCAAAGCUGCUUUAUCUUAUGUUCUGUCCUUUUUCAUCUUUUUUUUUUUUUUUUAAAUAUUGCUGAGAUGGUGUAUCUAAAUGAACAAGCAUGUUGCUGUUUGCCUGUGGAACUGAAAUAGCUAAGUGAUAUUCAUCUUUACGUUAAUUAUUUCAGUAUAUUUUAUAUUUAAGAAUUUAGGAAAAGAAGGGAAUACAAAGGGAAGAGAUUUACAUUGUCAGACUAAAGUCCUUCUUUGUUCAGGAGGGCUUGCAUACACUCUCCGAGUGUACAUUUCAUUGAUUCGCUCAUUUGAAAUGGACUCCAGAAAUGACAAUGUUAUACUUUGCACUUAUUCUAAAGCACCAAAAUGUUUAUGCAACUGAAACUGAUUGCAGAAAUAAUUAAGAGAAUUGCAAUAGUAGUGGUACUGUACUACGUGUAUUAGUUCAUAAAGCGUUUUAGACCACAUACCGUAUUGGCAUAAAAUCACAAUAAUAUAGUCCAGAGAGUUGAACAGAAAUAUGGUCUUUUGCGUUGCUGUUUUUUGUUUGUUUGUUUGCUUGUUUUUUGUAGAGCAUACAAUAUAAUAUAUAUUUUUACAUUUGUUUUUUUUUAAUAUAAUAACAACAAGUGUUAGUUAGUGUGUCAUUCUCUUGACGGGAAUGCAAAACUCGCUAACACUUUGUGAAACAUUGCAGCACUUUAAAGAAUGAGAGAAUGUUGCCUAAAACAGCAGGGCUUGUUCCUGUUUCUCUCUUCAUAGCUGUAAUGUGGUGUAGUCUUGGCGUAGUGUUUAGUGAAGUACGUGGAUGUAUUUGUUUUCCUCAGCAUUUUCAUUUGCAAUUCUAAGCAAUCCUGAAUCCGCUAGGUAAUGUUCUACAUAUUUACACUGUGCGAGGGGUGUGCCUUUUUUUUUACUCUGAAUUCUUUAAUUUUAUAUUUCUUUUUUUUUUUUUUUAAUAAAAGACAAUAUGUUAUUUUUUAAAAGUGGAUAUAUAUCGAAAGAAUAUCGAGGUUGCUCUGCUGUUCUUGUGUAGAUUUAUAGUGUAUGUUAACUUUGUGAUUUAUCAUUGAAUGUUACUCCGAAAGCUAAACGACCCAGCAAACCUUUAAUUGCUGUGGGUUAAUUGCCCAUUAGUAGUCUUCUUAAACAGCUUGUACCUGUUUUGCUGCUUCGGUUGAUGGCUGUCUGAAAUUGGGGGUUAUUGAACCCCGCUUCAUCAGGAAUUCAUCAUCUGAUGUUUGUAAUCCCAUUUGAGGCUGAAGAGUUUAAAGCUUGCACUACUCCAGCAAACAUUAUUUAAAUUAAUGUGUAGAUCAUACAAAAACAAAACCUUAAGCCAUGUCAGGUGCAUAGGAUUUGCCAGAAAGUCUUUGUAAGAAAAAUGCCUUUCUACAUGAAUUUGACUUUCCAACUAAGACUUUAGAACUUCUCACUUAAAAUUAAAAUAGGUUUUUAGCAGUAGAUGUUGUGCUCCCAAGCUUUUUCAGCAUUUGACUUUGUAACCCUAUGCAUUAUAAAUUUAUAACAGGUUACAGUAAGUUCACAUUGAAUAGGAACAUUACAACUGGUGCUCCUCCAUGGUGAAGGUAAAAGAUGGUUUUAAUUUGAGGAGGAGCAUGUAAAUGAUAAUGAGAUGCUGUACAUCAUCAAUCUGAUGACAGGUAGUCAAUUGUAAUCCAUUGUUGUCUAUGCAUCAUAGUCGUUGUGAAUUCAGUCGUGGGAGAUGGUGUCAAUCUCAUGUCCAUGUGCUGUAAUGCACCCUAUUCCCAUGACACUCCUCAAUAAAACUAAACAAUGCUCUG
Molecule: messenger RNA, 4256 nt
Organism: Clupea harengus (Atlantic herring)
Lineage: Eukaryota; Metazoa; Chordata; Actinopteri; Clupeiformes; Clupeidae
Gene: pip4k2ab
Product: phosphatidylinositol-5-phosphate 4-kinase, type II, alpha b
Biological process (GO): phosphatidylinositol phosphate biosynthetic process
Cellular component (GO): plasma membrane
Molecular function (GO): 1-phosphatidylinositol-5-phosphate 4-kinase activity; 1-phosphatidylinositol-4-phosphate 5-kinase activity
Source: RefSeq, a predicted model, not a curated record